Molecule: messenger RNA, 763 nt
Organism: Mercenaria mercenaria
Lineage: Eukaryota; Metazoa; Mollusca; Bivalvia; Venerida; Veneridae
Product: NADH dehydrogenase [ubiquinone] 1 alpha subcomplex subunit 7-like
Exons: 4
Coding region: 72-434 (120 amino acids)
Biological process (GO): ATP synthesis coupled electron transport; mitochondrial electron transport, NADH to ubiquinone
Cellular component (GO): mitochondrial inner membrane
Source: RefSeq, a predicted model, not a curated record
CUGAGUCAACAAACGCUGAGCUGAUCAGAACGUGUAGACGCUAAUGGAAGAAUAGGUAUAGAAAUCGAAAAAUGUCAUACGGCAAACAAACGCCGAUAAUAAGGGCCCUAGUCGACUUUUUAGGGAGAAGAAAAAUCAAAGAAGCUCUAAGAUUUCCAGAUGAUCUUGUCCCAAGGUCAAUGCCACCACCAGCUUUGCCAGAUGGGCCAUCACAUAAGAUAGCGGACAAUUACUACUAUACCAGAGAUGCUAGAAGAGAGGAAUCUCCGCCAGUAGCAGUGUUUACAGCAGGUUCUACCAAGGCAAUAGAAGGUGUCAAACAACCAUUAGCUGCUAAACAAGUGACAGAGCAUCAGCCAAAAAUGCCAGGCAUUGGAUACAAUAUCAGCGGACUGGGAUAUUACGGUCCAGCAAAUAGGAAAAUAGACUUCUAAUAUUGUAAUGAAUAAAUGAUAUAGAUAUUUGUUUUAUGGAGAAAUAGAUAAAAGUGCUUCGAUACCAAUAAUUCUAGAUAACAUUUCAGCAUUGAUGGAGCAUUAAAAGAUUGAUAAUUUUUAAAAACUGCAUUUGAGAUAUGUAUUUAUGCAUAUCAUAUUGCAGUGGAAGGUAGAUUUUGUUAUUUGAAAGAUAGGAAAAUAAUAAGUUUACUUAAGUCUGAGAUCAUAUCUGAGUCUAUAAGUACAAUGAGUAUUAAAAAGUUCAUGUAGAUUUAAAUGUGUUUAACUUUUAUACUUCUAUUUGAUGAUAAAUUAUUGAAAAUCUG